AACACUAUCUCCUCUAACAUCCAAUUCACACUCGGUCCGCUUAGAAAAAUAGUUAACUCAAUUCUGACGUAGUGGGGAUUCUCACGACCUCGUCUAAACUCCCAGUCAACAAUGAACAAAGCGCUUCAAUGACCGCUCUCGCCGACUCCGCGCGGGCCUACGCCCGCCAGACCCUCAACGAGACGCCCGAGACCCUCGCCGCAGGCCUCGCCGCCCUCCGCCUCUGGAUCUCCUCCAACCCCCAGCUGCACGUCAACCCCGACGAGCGCUCCCUGCUGGCCUUCCUGCGCGCCUGCAAGUUCGACCUGGAGCGCACCAAGGGCAAGCUCUCCGACUACUACACCAUGCGUCGGGACAUCCCCGAGUGGUACUCCAACCGCGACCCCCUCCACCCCCAGAUCCGGGCCCUGACGAGGCUCGGCGUCUUCGUGCCUCUGCGGAAGCACCACGACAACCAACUCGUCGUGAUAAUCCGGACCGCAGCGCACGACCCGCGAGUGCAUCGCCAGGACGACGUGUUCAAAGCGGGAAAUAUGAUUCUGGACGUGGCGACCAGAGACGACCAUCUGUGCCAGAUCUACGGGAUUGUGGCGAUUUUUGACAUGGAGGGAGUGGGGUUCUGGCAUGGCCGGCAGAUGACCCCCGGGAUUAUCAAAAAGGCGGUGAGGUCGUGGCAGAAUUACCACUGCAGGCCGAAGAAGUUGGAGUUUGUGAAUGCGCCGAUUUAUAUUAAUGUGGUUUUGAGCAUUUUUAAGGGGUUUAUGAGUGAGAAGUUGAAGGGGAGGGUUAGGGUGCAUUAUGGGGGGCGGGAGGACGUGCUGAAGAUUGUGCCCAAGGAGGUUCUGCCCAAGGAGUAUGGAGGGGAGGACGGCACGUUGGAGGAGGUGAUUGGGCAUUGGGUGGCCCGGCUGGAGGAGGAGAAGGAGUGGUUUGCCGAGGACGAAAAAUAUAAAGCCGAAUAGUUUUUAGCUAAUUUACAAAGUGGUUAUUGUGAUAAAAUAAAUAAAACGCUUUUUCUCUCA
Tribolium castaneum (red flour beetle) is the source of this 1022-nucleotide messenger RNA. RefSeq names its product retinol-binding protein pinta. Gene Ontology annotation, cellular component: membrane. Gene Ontology annotation, molecular function: phosphatidylinositol bisphosphate binding. Bases 129 to 962 code for a protein of 277 amino acids. The transcript has a single exon. The record is from RefSeq and is a predicted model, not a curated record. NCBI's taxonomy places the organism in Eukaryota, Metazoa, Arthropoda, Insecta, Coleoptera, Tenebrionidae.